AUGGGCGCUCUUGAGAGAGGCAUCUCUUUAGCUGGCCAUUUGCAAAUGAAACAACAGGGUGGAGCUUUGACCUAUUUGCGAGCGAAAAAGCAAAAAGAUCCAAUUGGUGAAAUCAAUCUUCAUCAAGUCGUUUUUACCACUUCCGAUACCAAUUCAAAGACGUUUUUUAUUCAUACCCCGGAUAAACGUUUCGAGCUGGAAGCGGACAACGAGAAGAGCUGUCAGUGCUGGCUGGAAGCUCUCUCGAGGAGGAAAGGAGACCCAGGAAAUGAAAUUCCACUUAUUUCACCACCAUCGUUCUUUCGACGCAGAAAACUCCGAAGUCAUUCUCUGCCGAGCGAGACUGAUUUCGUGAAUAAACGUGACGGCAAUUUGCACAUAAAAGCAACGCGAUCACCGAGAAAAUAUUCGUGCAACGAUCAAAAGGACGAUCAAUCGGAACGAUCCACCUUUGCGCUUUCAGUCCUGGAGGAGAAAUUGAGAAGAAUCGGGGCUUUUAGCCCGCAACACCGAUGGACAGAUACGGGAAGUACGGGAACUGGAGAGAGUGAAUGCACGACAACAGAAGAGACACCGCCAACAAUGACAACAGCUCCUGUUUGGUUGGAUGAAUGGGUUCACAAAUGGCUUCAACAACAGCAGCCAUUUCUCGAUGAAAACACACGCCAACAUAUCUCUCCACCGAACUCGCUCGCAUCAUCUAACGAAACUUCUUUAUAUAAUAGUCAUGAUGGAUCAUCAGCGACAAGUGAAUUGGUUGAAAACGACGAAUUAAACAAGCUUCGAGUAAUCGACAAUCGCCAAAAAGAGAGAAUCUACCAAUUAAAUUGCGAGAAAAAGUUGCUCAGCGAGCAAAUCGAUGAACUAAAAAAGAAAACCCUGGAGGCAACAGCUGAAGGCCGGCAACUCCUCCAGAAUCAGAACAAGUUUCUGAAUGGUGAGGUUUUGCGGUUGAACAAACGAAAUAACGAAUUGGAGACAAGAUUGAGAAACACUGCUGGCUCUUUGGCUCAAGUAAAAGAAGAAUUGGAAAGAUAUAAGAGAGAAUAUGUUUUCUGUCUUCAAUCGUGCAUCCGUAUCCCUCUACAUGAUAACAAUUCUCUUGACAUUGUUCAAGUGAAACUUUAUGGAGGAGAUGUGCACCGCAAAAGAGUCUCGGAAUUGUUGGCCGCCGCUCGCGAAGAGGAACCCAGUUUGCCAACAUUCCAGAGUGUCCAAACUGGGACAUAUGUGGAUUGUUACGGUUUCCGUCAUCACUAUCCCGAUCCAUCACUGACUGUUCACUACGUAGCCACUCAACUUCAUCUUCACUACAGUGAACGCCUUGAAUCAUCGAAAGAACACCGAAGACGGUGGAAAGCUUUCUUGGAAAGUCAUCCAACGAUUCCGAUUUGUAAAGAAUCCAAGCAACUCGUUCGAGCCGGAAUCCCGAAUGGAAUGAGAAGUUCUGUAUGGAAAAUUCUCAUCAAUCAACAAGUGCUGGACAUGAAAGUUCAAUACGGCAAGUAUUAUUAUCGUAACCUUUGCAGUCUACAAGGUGGAGAAGCUGAGAGAAUGUUCUGCAAUCACCACCAAAAACAAAUUAAUCUCGAUUUGCUGAGAACGAUGCCAAACAAUGUGCAUUUCAUGUCAGCCAAUUGCAAGGGAGUCUCUCAAUUGCAACAAGUGCUUCGAGCUUUCUGUCUUCACAAUGGAUCACUUGGAUAUUGUCAAGGAAUGAACUUCUUGGCAGCUACAGCUUUGCUCUUUGUCGGACCUGAGGACGCUUUCUGGUUCUUGAUCGCUCUCACUGAGAAAUUUUUUGACAAAUCAUAUUUUGAUGAGAGUUUAGCCGGAGCACAAGCUGAUCAAGAAGUACUCAAAGAACUACUUGAAGUAAAAUUCCCACGAAUCCAGCAACACUUGGAUCAAUGCGAGAUCGAGUUAGCUACUGUUACGCUUAAUUGGUUUAUCGCUCUUUUCUUUGAUGCUGUUCCUUUUCAGACUUUACUUCGAAUUUGGGAUUGUUUUCUGUUAGAAGGACCAAAGGUUCUCUUCCGAUUCAGUGUUGCUUUGCUGGGAAUGAAUGAAGCUGAGAUUUUACAGAAAAAUGACACAAUUGGCAUUAUGAAGAUUGUGAAAGCAGCAGUUAGAUUAACUUACGAUAUCGAUGGACUCUUUACUUUGGCUUUCUGUGACCUAAACCCGUUCCCAGCAAGAGCUCAAUUGAAUACAAAACAACGAACUUUCCUUGCGCUUUUACAAGAGAAACUCUCAAGAAGACAACAAAGAAGAGAUGUCUUGACUAGUACGUGUGAUUCCGCUUAUGCUUCGUCAACAACUGAACCCAAUGACACUCCGAUCUCCGACUUAGCCAUGUCUCCAUUCAAUGAUGGAUUUGGCUUUGUUGUCGCGGGAAACCAGCAUAUUGGCUUCAUCGGCAAGUUGGUGCUGGAUCCAAUCCUCAAUCGGGUUCACCGCUUGGACAUUGAGUUCGAUUGUCGAGUUGUUUCCCUUGUAAUUGUUCGACAAGAGAUGGCCUUUGCAAGUCUCAUUUCUGGCUAUAUCGUGGCUUUGCAUAUAGAGGGAACUGAAUGCUCAAUCCUCUGGGAGCUCAAGUUGUCAGAUGUUGCUUUAAAGCUCUUGCACGAUGACACAAGGAUCAUCGCAGUGCUCGCGAAUGGGACAAUCACAAUUCUCGAGAAUGUAAUCGAAAAGGCUCCAACUAGUUUGGAACUUCUGCACGUUCCUGUUGGAUCGGCUCCGAUUGGAGAAGCGGCGAUUGUUGGGGAUCUCUUGUUUCUAGCAGUUGCUUGUCGCAUUGUCGUGCUGAACAGAGAAUCACUUUCCCAUUUGUCAUCAAUCUAUGUGGCUUGUUCGGCAAGUGGAAGUGGAACACCAUUCUUUGAAAAGAUUGUUUGCCUUUGCCCAUCCCCGUAUGGAGCAUUUGUCGUCACAGCCAACUCCACCCUUGUCCAACUCUGGACCGAAUCAGCGCAAUGCGGUCUACUAUUUGAUGUCGCAUUUGAUCACAGCAACAGAAAACCAUCUUUGGACAAUUUUGGUGAUGAAGAGCAAUCGAUUCACAUCUCGGCGCUAGCGCAUUUGGAUGGAUUGCUGUGGGUUGGGACAAGUGAUGGAUAUGUGAUCAUGUAUCAAAUGGAACAGGCUAGCUGCGAGACGAAAUAUCGAGUUCAUCGAUACCCAGCCGGACGUCGUAUCCAUCCGCGGAAUUCCCCAGGUGGUGACAAAGAAGGAGGACGGGGAGCUCUUUGUUACAUCCCGACACGAGAAGAAACACGAAUGGAUGAAGCGACGGAAAGAUUGGAAAGCCCAAAUCGAAUCCCUCGACGAGUCUCCGUAAUGAUUGACAAGGACACGCAGAAAUAUAGUGUCCUCGUUGCAAAGAUGAGAUCCAAAUCUUUCAAUCAAAAGAGCACGUUGCCGCAAAGGAAACCACGCUUGAACUCGAGCUCGAAACCUCAACUUUUAACGAAAGAGAUUAGUCAUGAUUCGGCCGUUUCAGUGUUCUCAAAUGGAGACUGUGACAUUGAGACUCAAAAACGAGCCGAAAUUGAGCAACGAAAGGUUGAAAGAGAGAAGAUCCUUCGAGUCCUCCGCGCCUCUACCGGAUCCAGCUCGAUCUCCAUGGACUAUGAUGACCAAGUUGAGCUCUAUUCGGAGGACGGAUUUGGAAAGCGCAUUCGCCGGCUCUCUGUCCCAUCAAGCAGAUCGCUUCACAAGGAAGUUUUGGAUAUAAACCGAAACUCGACAAAUGACAACUCGACUUCUCGACUUCCAAAACUUCGAAGAAAAGAUCUCACUUUUGAUGAUCCACUUGUGGUGGCUAUUCAAGAAACUGAUGAAUCAGCUCCAUCCACUUCAGCUAGUCCAAAAUCGGAAAGUGAGACGAAUGUGGAUCCUGUGGUUUCAUGUGUGAGUCUGACUUUAACGAUGAAAUUGAAGAUCUCUGAUCGACCGGUGAGAAAAAUGAUCCCAACAAGAUAUUUGGGUCGAGAGGCGAUGAUCACUUGUUCGGGAAAUUAUGGAGAUGAAGAAGCAUUACUCAAAUGGUACAAGGAACAAGAGAGUGGUCUUUGGAUCAACGAUCCGAUUGUGGACUCUUUGGCGAAUCGUCGUUACUCCGUUUUCUCAUCAACUCCCAGCAGUCCCCGAAAUGCUGGCCUGCCUUCU
Messenger RNA from Mesorhabditis belari, 4173 nucleotides. NCBI's taxonomy places the organism in Eukaryota, Metazoa, Nematoda, Chromadorea, Rhabditida, Rhabditidae. The record is from the annotation of a GenBank genome assembly.